AUGAUCGGUAGUAUCGGUCCCAGUGGCCGAAACGGUUUGUCUCAGGCCUCUCCAUCUGCUUUCUCAGACACUCUCGCCCUGCGGCCACCAAAAAGAGAAGCAGGGUUACUGGAUAUGCAGGUCAGCGAUAUUAUCGACUCGGAGAUACGCGAUAAAGUUGUAGCAAUGCUUCCGUCCUAUCCAUCCUACCCACUCCUUUAUCUUACUUAUGCGCUCAUCAGGAGUGAUGGAGUAUUGGACGCAGCUCGAGAUUUACUUCACGUUACACGUCAAAAUAAGGGUCAAUAUCUAUCGAUUACCUAUAUCACGAGUUUAGAAGAAAUUGGGAAUCUUACAAUGCGUGGCGAAGUUGAAAAAAUUAUCAACAUCGCUCCGGAGGUGAAAAUCUGGUGGGCUUUUUAUGCCUUGCAAGUUUGUGAUGGAUCUUCUGAUUGUGCUCUUCGUUUGUUAUUUGAGGGUGUCGUUGAUGCUUCUAAGGACCCUGGGACAUAUGUAGCUCCUGUAUCUACUAGGCGUGUCAGUCCGGCAAUCAGUCCUAUGAGCAGACCGGAUGAAAGCUUGUUUGUAGAUUCGUCGUCAGAUUUAGAAAGCUCCAUUUCCAGCGAUAUUAGUGGCAAUAAAUCGUCGAAGCCCAGUUUAUCCUCACCUGAGCUAUUGCACCGAAUCCCAGACAACUCAUUCGUCGACACUAGCGACGAUGAUGAAUACUUCAAGUCAGAAGAGGAUGAUGCGACUUUGCGUGCCAGCCCUGACCACAGCAACCUGCGAAAGCUACCUACUGAUAAAGGUAAAGGCAGAUCAGACCCGGAAGAUUAUAACUCCGAUAUUGAGAUGAUCAAUAUUCCACCCUUCAAGGAGAGUCCUCAGGCAAAGAGACAUGCGGAACAGAAACGUAAUUGCAAGUUCUGUGGGACGGAACAAAAGGACUGGUUGGCGCGAACCAGUCACGAGGAAUCAUGUCGUAUGAAGACGAAGCAAGUUUGUGUCAAAUGCAAAAGGGAAGUCUCAAAGUCUGAUAUAAGAAGGCACGAAGCCGGGUGUGAUGGUCGAACCUCAAGACGUGAUGGCCCAGAAUACAAAGUCCGUGGUUCAACAAGAAUUUCCGUUUCUCGUGACAGUUCUCCGGAUUUCGAUUCAUCUGAAGGUCUUACUAAAGAGCAGCUGCAAAAAGUGAAGGAAAUGCAACAAUACCUCCCUCACCUUUCGGUUAGUAGAUGCAGUGAGUCCUUAGAGUUGUGCGAUUAUAAUAUUGCAGAGGCUAUAAAGUUGGAGAGGGAGACGUUUACUUCGGAUGACGAAGCUGAGAAUCGAGAUUCUUACAUGCGGAAGGAUGAUUCGCGAAAGAGAGGAUCGGGAAGUACGUCGGUUGAGCGUGUCACAAAGAAGGCACGUAUCCAGGUUGGCGAUGGAGAUACGAAUUUAGAGCCCGCCAGCCAGUGGAUUAAAAACACCUUUUCUGGUCUUUGUCAAAACUCGGCUAACCUUACAAUUGUCAAUCUCUCCGGCUCAAAAAGUCGUUCAGUUCCGACGAAGCUUAUCUGCGACAACUCGAGAUACUUAAAGAACAUGAUUGAUCUCACAGGAGAUGAAGAUGCUCUAAAGGAAAUAUUUCUCUUAGAUGUCGAGCCAGAUCUCUUUGAUGCGCUCAUACAAUAUAUGGUCUGUCGCAACGUCUCAUUUGGUUCUCGAGUAAGCCAAACACGAAAGAUUACUUCGAUCGUAAACUUCGUAGUUCUCGCAAACGAGCUCAAAGUUGCUGGACCAGCGACUACCAUGCUUCCCACUCUUGAAAAAAUCCUGAAGGAAGAACGAAAGAGUCUAGCUCCUUCAACUAUCUUAAAAGGUGGCCACGUGGAAAAGAUCUUUUCGACUCUUGGAGCUGGUCAUCCCCUUUCAGAACUAUUCGUCAGAGCAUCAGUACGGCCAUUUCUCGAACACAAAAUUGACAACACUUCUAUCGAAGAGGACUUUGACAACGGCUCUGAACUCAUGCCAGGCGACAUGGAAGUGUAUCGCAACAAACCAGCCCAUCUUGCAUUUAAGUUGAAUGAUGACAUCAAAUCAGCUCUAUUAUUAAAGGUCUUUGAAACUACGAGCACUAGGGAAAGUCGACAAAAAUAUACGCGCAGCAAAAUUCCUAAGGAUUCUACUACUUGGUUCACCGAUCCGCUUGAUGAUAGCCAGUUCACUAUUUGA
Messenger RNA from Botrytis porri, 2196 nucleotides. RefSeq lists its product as uncharacterized. The transcript is spliced from 3 exons. Bases 1 to 2196 code for a protein of 731 amino acids. The record is from RefSeq and is a predicted model, not a curated record. Lineage: Eukaryota; Fungi; Ascomycota; Leotiomycetes; Helotiales; Sclerotiniaceae.